AAUCGUCUUCUGUUCCCCGCCCCCUCGACGUACACGGAAGGCAAAACCAGCCAAUCCCUGCCCGGAUGACCUCCGGAAGGGGCGAGACGCAAAUUCAGCGUGCCUGCGGACCUCACCAGGGUCGGGACCCUGCAGGCGGCGGGAUGUCCUGGUUCGGUCUUCUCCGUGGCCUCAACCCGUCCCUAAAUAAUGGCCUAGCCCUGGUCCCCCAGCUCUGGGCCUCCCGUCCCAUGGCCACCCUGAACCAGAUGCACCGCCGGGGGCUCCCCAAGCGGCCGCCGCUGAAGCUGGGCCCCACGGAGGGCCGGCCGCAGCUGAAGGGAGUGGUUCUGCGCACCUUCAUCCGCAAGCCCAAGAAACCCAACUCGGCCAACCGCAAAUGCUGCCGCGUGCGGCUCAGCACGGGCCGGGAGGCUGUGUGCUUCAUCCCCGGCGAGGGCCACAACCUGCAAGAGCACCACGUCGUGCUGCUGGAGGGCGGCCGCACCCAGGACCUGCCCGGCGUCAAGCUCAAGGUCGUGCGCGGCAAGUACGACUGUGGCCACGUGCAGAAGAAGAAGUGAGCGCCCCGAGCCCCCCGGGGGGGCUGGGGUCUCACCCAGAACGAGCACCUUCCUCUCUGGGUGCCUGGGGUGUCCUCGGGAAGCUACCCCGGCUCCGGAAGCGCCUGGUCCGGGGUUCAGAUCCUGACUUCGCCUCUUCUGUCGGGACCACCACUUGCCCGCGGGGGUUCUGUGUGUGAAUGGUCAAAGGCACCCCUCUGGCCACAUGGACCUUUGGCUCCAGGUCCCUUUUCAGUCGGGGUAAGGCCCUGGCUCUGUACUGCCAUCUGGUGGGAAGGAAUCGCAAUAAACAACAGACACCCCCGCCCCCA
Messenger RNA from Suricata suricatta (meerkat), 874 nucleotides. RefSeq names its product mitochondrial ribosomal protein S12 (gene MRPS12). Gene Ontology annotation, cellular component: ribosome; small ribosomal subunit. The record is from RefSeq and is a predicted model, not a curated record. The transcript is spliced from 3 exons. Gene Ontology annotation, molecular function: structural constituent of ribosome. Bases 66 to 563 code for a protein of 165 amino acids. Gene Ontology annotation, biological process: translation. NCBI's taxonomy places the organism in Eukaryota, Metazoa, Chordata, Mammalia, Carnivora, Herpestidae.